AUGGCCCAGACGUUUCGCGCCCUGACGGCCCUUGUUGUGGCUGUUGUUGCCCUGGUUUCCGUGCCAGUCUCGGCUACAACCAUUACCACGGGCUGCGAGUCCACUCAGUAUGAUGGCUCUGCCCAGCUGACCUUCCGCUGCAUCCGUUCCAAGAAGAUUGCCGAGUACGAGGAUUGGCGCCUCAACAAGUUUGCCCGCAAACUCAACGAACAGCUCACUGCUUCAUGCGGCCUCUCCCAGUGUGAUGUGCGGUCGACAAACGCAAGCGACAUCGAGGUCGUGGCUGAUGGCACAAACGCUGUGCGCGUUGCCGUGCACAACGCAUCGACGGUAGAGGCGAUUGAGACGUGCAUGAGUACAACCAAGGUUCGUUUCAUGCAGUGCAACCUCAAGCUCGUGAACUAUGUUGCCGAAGGAAACACCGACGUGUGCCAGGACACCACGUACAGCACCAGCGCUGUCCUGACGACCAAGUGCCUCCGUAACCAGAAGCUCGACGAGUUUACGGACGCCCAGCUGGACAAGUUUGCCAGCCAGCUGCGCGACGCCAUUCAGGAAGACUGCGGCUUGGAUACGUGCGAUCUGUCGCUGAAAGACGGCUCCUCCGUGACUCCGCUUGCACCCAACAAGUUCAGCGUCGCUGCAAAGGAUGCUACCGUUGUGGCUGCCCUUGGGGCUUGCAAGCUUCGGUUCCACCGCUGCAAGGUGAACGGUGUCGAGACGACGACCACAACCACCACCACAACCACAACAACUACAACUACAGCCACAACUACCACAACAACGACUACAACUACCACAACCACAACCACUACCACGACCACAUCUCCAUGCACGACACUUCCUGCAGUCGUAGUUGAGAGCGCUGACCUGUGCCAUGAAGAGACUGUGGACAUUCCCAACUUUGUGGCCACGUCUCAUAUCCAGUCCAUCUGCAUUGAUCUGAAGCACACAUUUAUCAGCGAUAUUGACUUGUAUCUCCGCUGUCCAAGUGGCCAGAAACUGGAGCUGGCCACGGACCUUGGCGGCAGUGCCGACGUCGACGGACAACACUGCUGGACCCCAUCUGCAACUUCCCUCUUCCCUGCCAACCCAGCCAAGCCGGAAGGUGACUGGAGUGCGCUGGAUGGCUGCACAACCAGUGGCACAUGGGUCUUCGAGUACGCUGAUGAUUUUGCACCCGAAGAUGAUGCAACGAUCCGCGCCGUUGACGUCACACUCCUCAAUCCGUGAGGCGGUUUCACUUCCCUGCCAGUUGAACAGCUGGUGUUGUGUGUGUGUGUGUGUCAUUAUGUGUCUCUGUUUCUGUCUGCCCUUCUCCCUUUCCACCCCCCUCUCUCAUCCGUUUCCCGUCCUCUCUCC
Salpingoeca rosetta is the source of this 1362-nucleotide messenger RNA. RefSeq lists its product as uncharacterized. Gene Ontology annotation, molecular function: serine-type endopeptidase activity. Bases 1 to 1233 code for a protein of 410 amino acids. The record is from RefSeq and is a predicted model, not a curated record. Lineage: Eukaryota; Choanoflagellata; Craspedida; Salpingoecidae. The transcript has 6 exons. Gene Ontology annotation, biological process: proteolysis.